Molecule: messenger RNA, 584 nt
Organism: Drosophila navojoa
Lineage: Eukaryota; Metazoa; Arthropoda; Insecta; Diptera; Drosophilidae
Product: S-phase kinase-associated protein 1
Biological process (GO): ubiquitin-dependent protein catabolic process
Source: RefSeq, a predicted model, not a curated record
AACGAGCUAAGGAGCACAUUCUAUUAUAGUUAUUAUUAUAGUUUGGCAAUAUGUCGCACCAACCAGAAGUGCUGGAAAUGAGGACGAGCGAUGGCGUCUUGUUCAACGUGAGCCUCAAGUUGGCCCAGCAAAUGGGAUUGACACACAACUGGCUGCAGACGGAGCACGGUGAGCUCAGAAGCAGCGAUGAUGAUGAUGCCAAUAUCAUGCCGCUGGACCGUGUUAGCUCGGAGAUAUUUAAGCUGGUGCUCAGCUGGUGUCACGCCAUCCAGGGCAUCCAGAGGUCCGCUGAUGAGAAGACCAGGUUGCAGCAGGACCGUGACGUAUUCGACAACAUAAUCCGCGAAUCGAAUGCCAGUGACGCGACCAUCUUUGAGCUAAUCAUGGCGGCCGACUAUCUCAACAUCGAGGGCCUCCUCGAGGCGGGCACCCAGCACGUGGCCGAUGUGAUCAAUAGCUGUGACAGCGUCGAGGCGAUUCGCGCACGUUUCAAUAUUAUGUGCGAUAGCGAGAUGGAUAACUAAGUUUCUCUUUUACACACACACACACACAUACAUACAUACACACACUUACACACUCACAAU